Molecule: messenger RNA, 2058 nt
Organism: Fusarium pseudograminearum CS3096
Lineage: Eukaryota; Fungi; Ascomycota; Sordariomycetes; Hypocreales; Nectriaceae
Exons: 2
Coding region: 1-2058 (685 amino acids)
Biological process (GO): polysaccharide biosynthetic process
Cellular component (GO): membrane
Molecular function (GO): acyltransferase activity, transferring groups other than amino-acyl groups
Source: RefSeq, a predicted model, not a curated record
AUGCCCACAACAACCAAAACCAUUCGCGCGGACCACAAGAAGUGGAAGUGCAACAACAAUGUUAAUGGUAAGCCUUGCGGCACGAUAAACAACAUUAGCGAUGUCAUGUGCAGCGAUUGUGAUGUUUGUCGCAAGGCCGAUACUGAAGCCUUGGCGGCGGAUGGAUCUACGAUCGGAAAGAUGUACAGGUUGAAUGACGACUUGAGUGAAGAUUGGGAGUACUUUAGCCCCCAGCCGCUUAAAUCAAGAACAUCUCAGCCUGGCACCAUGGGCGGCCUAGGCCAACAGCCAGAUCUGCUGCCUCGCUCUGAGCACGAAGAUAAGCCCUCGUCAGCGUCAUCCCCAAACUCACGACUCAACAGGGACAAGAUCAAGUGUCUCGACGGUCUGCGAGGUAUCGCCUGUUUACUGGUAUUCAACUAUCAUUUUUUCUGGCCAUGGACGCCUGUUAUUAUGCUCGGUUAUGGCGCAUUUCCACCACGUGCGCCUGAACCGUACUGGGGCUGGCAAUCGCUUCCAAUCAUCUGUCUUUUGCAUCGCGGUCGUGCUAUGGUCGCUAUUUUCUUCGCCAUCUCUGGUUAUGUCAUUUGCCGCCAUAUUUUACGCCUCAUUCAUGAGCGCAAGCUUGAUUCCGCUUAUCAGAAGCUUGCGUCUUCGGUCUUCAGACGCAUCUUUCGCCUUUACAUUCCCCCCACUAUCAGCAUGUUCCUGGUGGCUGUGCUAGCUCAGGUUGGUGUCUUCAAAUCCGAGUUCUCCAUUUACAAGGGUCCCGACUCGCACUACAUCAACGCGACUAUCACUCACGCCGAUCUGGCCCGGAGCAACAUUUGUGUCAAUGGCACCGCUGUAAAAGGCGCAGCAGGUAUCGCCAACUAUCUUGGUAUCGAAACAACCGCAUACCUCCGCAACACUACCGGAUACCCGCUGGGGAACACCACUGAGUGGACUGACCAGCUUCUUUGUGUUAACCACACAACAAGAUCUUAUGGACCGUCCCAGCUCUACACCUUGGAAUCCGAGUAUGAGGCGCAAUUCCCCAGCAAUGACACCAACAGUACCGAGACCAUCAAGCCCGCUAAGCACAUGUCCGCCAUGGAACGACUUGCUUCACUCAGCUAUUAUGACGACGACGACUUGGACUUGUCUCUCAAUGCCACCAAUGCCACCAACCCUCUCAACCUUACGUGGGUUCAGAUGGGAGGCUCUUGGGAAGAGCACCCAUUCAUCCACCCCAACCUGACAUACGCCAUGAAGAAUUUUACUCGAUCUUACGCCGAAUGGGCUAACCCAUUCAACUUUGGCCAUUACCAUACUCGUUACGAUCCCCACACUUUCACCAUCCCAAUGGAAUUCCGUGGAUCCAUGGUCAUCUACAUCUUCCUUCUCGGCACCGCCUUUAUGAAGGCCAAGUGGCGCGGGAGGAUUGGCAGCUUCCUCUCUGUCUACAGCUUGAUCAUCGGAAGAUGGGACAUGGCUACGUUCAUGGGCGGCAUGCUGCUUUCGGAGCGUGAUAUUCGACGAUCAUCCGAUCUCCCACCUUCGGCUGCUGGGGAAAAAGGACGCGGAAGAGACUUCCAACGAACGACCAGAGGAACGGCGCUGAGAUGGGCUGGUAUUGUCUUGGCGCUUUACUUCCUUUCAUACCCCGAUUCCGGUGCUGAAUAUACCCCCGGUUUUGCAUAUCUUUCGACCUGGGUACCGAGGUACUACCACCCGCUCUCCGGGUGGAUGUUUUACCAGGCUCAGGGUGCGGUUCUCCUCGUCGCCUGCAUAUUGCGCAGUCCAUUUCUUGUUCGCUUGCUCGAGAGUCGCUUCCCACAGUACCUGGGCAAGGUCAGCUUCUCUCUGUAUCUCGUGCAUGGACCUGUACUACACAGUCUCGGAUUCUGGAUCAUGCCCCGGCUAUUCGAUAGCUUUGGAAAGAUGGGCGGCUACGCAAUCGGCUGGGUCAUUCUCAUGGCUGUCACCUUUUAUCUGACAAACUUGUGGAACAACAGGGUUGAUGUGUGGAGUGUGUCAGUUGGAAGGAGGGUUGAGAAGAGGCUCGCAGAGGACUGA